CCAACCGUGCGACAACAUGACAUUUCCGCAUGUCAAUAAAAAACAGUGAAGCCAAGAAGAAGAAGUAGGUAGUUGAUGUGGAUGUGUGGACUCUACUGAGCUCUACUGGUUUCUUUUUUUCCUUUCUUUUGCUUCCCCAAGUGCUCGAAGUUAACAAGCAGACUUUCGGUCACAUGAUGCCCGAACAGACACCAGCUGCCAGGUGCUGCCUUUUCUCACGGAAACACUCCGGAGUCAUUUAAAAAAACAAAAAACGGAUUUGGAGCCCUAAAGGAGACUGAAGACUGAAGUGUACACAUGCUGAAAUUAAAGUCAAAGUUUGACCUGCACAGGGAUGUGGUGUCUGAUAUCCUCAGGAAGGAGGCGUCGGUCUGCAGGGUGAAAGAAUACUCUGGAGCAGUGGACACUCGUAUCCUGAACAUUGAGAGCGACGGGGGCAUCCUUUACUCCUGGAAGGGAGCAACAGGGACCACCAGAAUUGGGAAAUAUGACUCCAACACCAAACAGAACAAGCUCCUGUACACAUUCGACAAGCAGGUGUGUGUCAGCAGCUGUUCCCUGAACAAGGAGGAGACGCUGUUAGCUGUCAGCUUGGCACAAAACACCAGAGGAGAGGAGCGCCUCAAACCAAUAUCCAAGUGUCUAACUCUCCUGAUUGAGAUCCAUCCCAUCAAUAACACCAAAGUCCUCAAGGCAGUAGACUGCAGGGUCAAAGUGCAGUUCCUUCAUUCAGAAACUGACAAGAGAUCAGUGCUGGAGAGCCACCUCCUACUGCUGACUGAGGAUGGAUAUGUGGAUCUCUACCAUGUUCUGCUGACAAGACAGGAGGGUUAUAGAGUGGUGAUGGCGAAUCCCGAGCGUUUGUCCAAAACAGCUGAGAGAAUAGUGGAGGACUUCUGCUGGCUCCAGUGGGACGGACACACACAAAGACUCUACUAUCUCACUCAUAAUGCAACACACACACAGGACAAGUUCCUGAUGCGAUGUGUCCAGUUUUACCUCAACCAUAACUGUGAAAUUGUGUUGGAGCUCCCAUUAGAGUUGCCUGCUAAUCCUUUCCACACAGUCAAGUUUGUAAAUCUGGGUUUUGACCAUUAUCACAUAGAGAGACCAGAGCAGGAGCUUGUUAGGAUGGAAGUGUUCACCAACAGAAUAGGAAGCAUGUGUGUGUGCUACAGCCAACCACUUAAAGACAAACAAGAACUGAUCUACACUGUUGUGUUGGUUCACAAAGACUGCAGCAAGACGUUCAGAGUGUCUCUGGGCGGCGACCAGCCCCCACAGAAAGCCACACAGCUCCAUCCGCUCUUCAUCCCCAUAGGUUACUACAUCCUGGUGUAUCUGCAGGGUUAUUUCUUCCAUUGUAUCAACACCAGGCAGCAGGAGUUGCUCUGUCACUCCCUCUUUCUCUCAGGUCUUGACGUGGACUCGGGCCUGCAGGGUCAGUCGGCUAACAUGACAGUGUUGCAUGCAGAGGAAGAGUCUAGCGGCAGUUUGUUGGACCUGGCCAGUGGGAGGAUCCACACUGCUGAACUUAGCCCCGCCUACUUGCUGCAGAUACUGCGAUCAGACACUCCUAGGUGUCCCAGCAGUAAGACUGACCCUCAGCGCCUGGCUGCCCUCCACUGCCUGUUGGUUUACAUGGGAAAUGACCCAAACCUGGAGCUGAAGAUUAUUGAAUGGCUGUGUGACAACGUGAACGCCUUCGAAUCCUUUGAUCAGAUCCAAGAAUUUAUUCUAGCUUCUUUGUACAGAAUAAGUUAUGAGAAGUCUCUCAGCUUGGAUAAAGUCCUGCCCUACUCCUCUGUAUUUGACAAGAAGCAAUGCCCUUGCUGUGUCACUAUGGUGGUUUUGUUUGUUUGCGUGUGUGUGUGUGUGCAGGCCAGAAGUCUCCAGGGUUUCUGGUCGGAGCUGCAGUGGAACACAGAGAGGACAAAAUACCUAGAUGCUGUUCCCAACCCCAGAUACAGAACCUCACACAUAAAACGCGACUGGGAUAAACUGAGGUCCGAGAGGAGACCAUCCAGCCACAUGAAUCACAUGGAGGAGAACACAAAGAAGGUUCUAUCAAUGGUGGACACCUGGUGUCUUGGUAAGACGCUGGAGCUCAUCAGACACAUGCUGGAAUCAGUCUGGCUGAAGCAUAAACUCGGCCCUCAUGUUUUGUGCUUCACACAGCGGGGCAGUCCAGCCGAGUGGUCCGUGUUUCACUUCAUGUUUCGGAUCCUGGAAGCCACGAGAGGUCUCUGCCUGCCCCUCCCACCUGGCUAUCACACCCUGUUAGCAGUGUUUGCUGUGCGCUGCCUCCCUCAUCACACCUUCCUCCAGUACAUUGACCACGGUGUCCUGCAGCUCACUGAAACCUUUGUGUCUCGGCUCAUGACAGAUUUGGACAACAGUGAUGCCAAUGAGAGACUGAAGUUCAGCAUACUUAAGAGACUCCCUGAGCCUAUGGAGCAGACAAUCUACCACAUGUGGGAUCAUCCAGUCAGUUCAGCUUCAAUCUCCAGAGAUUAUGUCAGAACUCUGCUGGAGAAACACAACAAAAACAAGGGAUUUGCAUUCACCAGCAGAGACAAGCCGGGCUUCAGACCUGAGUUUCUGCCUCUUACCUAUCUGGCAAAAAUACUCUCUGAUAUAGAAGAACAAGCUCUGAACCCUUUCGAGGAGCAGGAGAACGUGGACGCCCGGUUCGUGGAGGAGACGGCUCUGAAACAGACACUAAUACAGCUGGGCUUUGAGGAAAAAUGAAGGAUGUGGAUGGGAGCGGAAGGAGCAGGGGAGGGACAGUGGAUGGAUGGAUUACGGUGGUAAACAGAUGAGGGGGAAAAUGCGUUUGAGGGAACAGUCAUCAUUGACUGGGCCUUGAGGACAAGUAACGGAUGGCUGGGUGAUGGAGGGCGAGAAGCGAAAGAUGAAUGGGGGGGGAUUGAAAGUCAGAGCGCUCAUAAACAACUGUUUGAUGACAAAUUAGGGUGGGGCGGAGGGACAGAUGGAUGGAGACGCCCAGAAAGGGAAGAUGGAAUAGGAGGCAGAGCGGAUGGGGAAAAAAUAGACCCUGCUUUUUUCCCCACCUCUUGUUUAGUAAAUACAAAAAUCACAGCAGCACCUUAUUUUUUACACAACACAACAAUGAUUGAGUAUCAAAAAUACUAACCCAACAGGGGGACACAGUUUGGAUCUUCAGCUGGUGGUUUGAUUUAAUUUGGGAAAACAUGCUUUUCAGAGUUUGAGUGGAAAUCAAUAACCGCAGGCAGCUAUUUAUAUGAACUCAUAUUUCUGUGGCGGCAACAAUUCUCUCCAGUGCCUCCGCGACCUCUCCGCUUUCUCUCGCGCAAAUUUAUGAACGCCGAUGUCAAAUACCGCAAACAGUAUUUAUAAAUCAAACGCGCUUGUUUAUCCUCCUGUGUUUCCUGUAAUGCUGCGCUGCACCCCAUCAACUUGAUUACGUGCUGACAAAAAAAAGGCCUUCGAAGACGGAGUAGCUUGAUACGGUCCGUCAGUGGCCGCUGUGCAUUAAAUCUGAUUUUAAGCACGAGUUAGACAGAAUCUUUGCAGCUGAAUAACUCCGGGAGACUGAGUGACACCGGCAAAGAUUUAAAAUUACAACCCCAAACGGAUAUUUAGAUGUUGAAAACUGAAUGUAAAGAUAAACGCAAACUCUUACUCUUCAGUGAUUGUUACCUCAUACCAAAACCAAACUGACAGGAUGUGUUCAUAAAGACAAGCAGAUGAGCCAGAAGGAGUUUAAAGCUGAGGAAUAUCACGAACAUGUCUGAAAUAUUCAGGAAAUUCACUGUUUGUUGCUGGAUGUCAGACAAUAAGGGCUGCUUGUCAUUUCAAUGUUUUGAUUCUGGUGCUGUUAAGAUACACGUUUCUGUACAAAAGGAUACCUUACUUUGAUACAUUAGAUGUGUUUUUCUACAGAACCCCAGUUAUCAAAUCUUAAAACAUCAGCAAGACAAAAGCAAUCCUACAAGAACUUAAAAAUAGUGUAAAAGUGGCCAAAUCAUGAUUUAAAGUGAGACUAUUUCACUUUUCAGUCCCCCCCAGGCUUUCACUGCAGCUUCUCUUGUUGCUUUAAGGUUGUUCUUUGGUAUUUUUUGCAAUGAAAUUGAGCGAGAAAGAGAUAACUGCAAAAAUAUUUAUGAAUAAUAAAUAGCAUAAUUUGUUAAAAAAUCAAAGACAACUUGUUCCAGUGAGAAUAAAAUCGCUCUGUUUGGAGGGUAAAUGUUAAACGUUUGUUCACACACGUCUGCGUCUUUGUAACCAGGAACAAUGCAGUGAGUCUAGUGACGUGGGGCUCAAUGACUGACAAUGACUGGUCACAUUUGCAGAAGAGUUGCGGUGACUGGACAAAAUUGCAACAGGGAUUUGUUGAAUUUGCAUUCAUUGUUGUGAUCGCAACAUCCCAACUUCCCGGAGGGGCUGACUUUUAAAAGAAGUAACACAUUCUAAGUACAAAAUGAUAUCUUACCUUAAUAAAUAGAAAUAUAAAAACUUUGGCUUACUAGUAUUGUAACUAGUGUGAUUGAGACUAUUUAAAAGACAAAAUAACACAUUCUUACUUGAGAAAAAGUUGGAUUCAUACGCAAUAAAACACUAUUGCUAAAUUCCGUACACUCAGGGUUUUGGUAUUGCUUAUUAUGUUAAAAAAACGUGAUACUGUCACUUCCUUUAAGCUAAGUUAUUGCGUCUCACUUUAAAUCAGGAACUAGCUGACCAAAGAAAAAGUAUCAUGAGGAUGAUUAAUCUGAUCAGCCAGCUUUCGUAUACAUAAGGGGAAAGGGCGGACUCAACCGACUUUAGUAACUUUAUUCAUAUGGCACAUUGCGAAAUCUGCCUACAAAAUGCUUUACAUACCAUAAAAUCAAACAAAGACAGUGCAGUGUGGAUAAUACGGAAAUAAUAACAAAGAAAAGCCUGACGUUCUUUAGUCUUCCUGCUCACACACACACACGCUCGAACGUCUGGUUUGAAUAAUGCGCCCAUGUGCCUUCAAUCAUGACUGAGCUCUAACUGUAAGUGGAGAAAUUCUUUGGUAGUGGGGCUGUGUGUAGCUUUCGUAAUCCUUUUCACGGCAGCUGAAUGUUGGCACCAUCUGUGACUAAACACCGGAGAUCAUUUACAUCUCAUGUCGAGCUUUGAUUCGAGAAAUUAAGAUUCCUCUGAAGAAAAAACAAAAAAACAAAAAAGGGAUUUCAUAAGGUUUAUUAUGUUUACACAAAAAAAAGUUUUGUAUGAUGAAUUGUGAAUAAAGAGAUUUUUACUGUA
Messenger RNA from Morone saxatilis (striped sea-bass), 5274 nucleotides. It is a transcript of the gene gsap, whose product is annotated as gamma-secretase activating protein. Gene Ontology annotation, cellular component: trans-Golgi network. Gene Ontology annotation, biological process: positive regulation of amyloid-beta formation. The record is from RefSeq and is a predicted model, not a curated record. The transcript has 29 exons. NCBI's taxonomy places the organism in Eukaryota, Metazoa, Chordata, Actinopteri, Moronidae. Bases 298 to 2751 code for a protein of 817 amino acids.